AUGUGUCUGAUUCGCCGCCAGUUGUGCCGCUCGGUCACGUGUCUGCCUUCUCAGAAGCGCCACUCGUUUCAGGAAUCUCGUCUUAGAGGGUGUCGACCAUCCUCUUCGCGUAGGCAAUGCGCUAAUCACCUCUUACGGCCUCCUUUGCCCAUUGAAGACAUAUUCACGCUUCUUGGUAUCUUUUUGUUUGUGCACAUGUUUGUCGCUACGCCUGCAUUCUUCUUGCACUAA
Molecule: messenger RNA, 231 nt
Organism: Protopolystoma xenopodis
Lineage: Eukaryota; Metazoa; Platyhelminthes; Monogenea; Polystomatidea; Polystomatidae
Source: the annotation of a GenBank genome assembly